Radiomyces spectabilis is the source of this 2114-nucleotide messenger RNA. RefSeq names its product major facilitator superfamily domain-containing protein. Bases 496 to 2001 code for a protein of 501 amino acids. Gene Ontology annotation, cellular component: membrane. The transcript has 4 exons. Gene Ontology annotation, molecular function: transmembrane transporter activity. NCBI's taxonomy places the organism in Eukaryota, Fungi, Mucoromycota, Mucoromycetes, Mucorales, Radiomycetaceae. The record is from RefSeq and is a predicted model, not a curated record.
UGUGCUUCGUUUGAAAGCCAAAAAGAGAUUUAUGGUUAAGCUAUUCUCCAUUUGACGGUUUCUAUGAUCCUGACAUUCCAUAUACGGCAUAUGUUUCAUCUCUUGUGGCUCGUUCAUCAUUGAAACAAGGAAACGAUAACGGCAAGUUUCGUGCAAAGACCUAUCGACGAUUGGUCCCGGACAAGCUUAUCGAUGGCCACGGAAGCUUUAAUAUGGAUAUAUUGAAAGGAUUUAUCAAGGUUUCAUUUUGACGCUAUUACCUGUUUCUGACAUGAUAUAUAAAGCAUCCUCUUCCCUAGGUCCAUGCAGGAUAUACGUUGUCCAUUUUUUUUGUUCAUACAUAUCUAUUUAUACACAAACUGUCUAUACCAUAUCUUGCUCUUUUCUCUUCUUUUUUUUCCAUCAAUUUUUGUCACCGUAUAUUCUGCCAUAUUACAAUAGAAAAAGGGAGUUCAUACCAUCCAUCACUGUCAUCCAGACUCUCCGAUAUAUACCAUGUACACUAUCUGCAAACUUUUGUAUGUCACUGUAUUUGCAUUGCUCUCUGCCGCCCCACCUUAUUUACCGCUCUACUACGAUGCUGUACUCGGAUUCUCAUCAGAUCAGAUUGGAUUUGUUCUAGCCAUCGCCCCGUUUGUGCAAUCGGUGGCCUGUCCGUUAUGGACUUUUCUGGUGGAUAAACGCCCUCACUUGCAUGGUUCUGUCAUGGCGUUGACCAGUUUCCUUGGCGGGAUUUCGUUGCUUGGUAUCAUGGGGCUCGGUCAUUCUAUCCGUACCACGUCAGUGGUCUUGAAUGAUACAACGGUGGUCAUCUGUACCUCGGCCCUGGCGUUUGCGUUUGCGUUUUUCACGUUACCUAAUACCUCGCUGGUGGACAGUGCUGUCAUGAAGAUUCUCGGUCCGGAUAAACUGCUUUAUGGGGAGCAGCGACUUUGGGGAUCGCUGUCGACGGGCCUUACGAUUCUGUUGGUAGGACAAUUAAUUUCCUAUACAGGCAAUCUCGAUGCUUUGUUUUGGGUCUUUGGUGGGUCGACCCUGGCGUUUGUGGUAUGCGCAGCCGUAGCGAAUGUGAAUUCGAAUGAUAUUGUGCUUCCUCUGGAAGAUUUGGAGACGGAGUAUGCUCAACAACCACUCAUGUCGCCUUCAAAUCAAUCCAUGGAAAAGUAUGGUCAUCGUGCGCCGGCCAAUUAUUUGAGUACUACCCAUGCCGCGAGUUCCCUUCGUCCGCACGAGCAGUUCAAAGGCCAUGAUCCCCUCAUUUUCAAGGCGGCCAGCAUUGUGUCAGCCCACACGGUGCGUGAAGAAGCCGAAGAAGCACUGGAUGUGGUGGGCGUGGAUCUCGGAUUGGCCAUUUCUCGUAUCAGUUCGGUCGAUCAGUCGUUGAUGCUCGCUCCGGACGCGGAAGUCCCACCCGCCGAUGUAUUCAAAUCACCGCGUGUGCUGUGUUUCUUGACAACCACCCUGAUUUUUGGCGUGGUGCUGUCCAUGAUUGUCAACUUUUUGUUUCUCUUCCUUAGCCGAGAAAUGCAUACCCCCGCUAGUUGGAUCGGAUGGACAGGCCCCAUGAGUGGUGUCACCGAGCUUUUGUGCUUUUGCUUUUCCAAACAGAUGACUGAGAAAUUUGGUGUGACAAAAAUGGUGGUGAUCGCCCAUGUUGCUACCUUGAUCCGUUGUCUGGCGUAUACAGUUUUAGUCCCUGAUUCCUUAAUCACGAAUAUUAUUGCGCUCCUGUUACAAAUGCUUCACGGCAUCGGUUUCGGUAUCUUUUGGGCAACCGCGGUUAGCGAAAUUGACAGUUUUUUCCCUCCUGAACAGCGUGCAGUGGCUCAAGGUAUCCUGGGUGCUUUACAUGCUGGUCUAGGCACCGGUUUGGGCGCCUUCAUCGGCGGUUAUCUCCUCGAAUACUGUGGUUCAGUUUGGUUGUUCCGUGUCGCUGCCUUGCUGACAUUAAUAAGCACCGUCAUUUUCUGUGUCGGUCGACUCAAGCGAUACAACUUUUGAACCUUGAAAAAAGUAGAAUAUGUUGUGUAUUUGUAGCAAAAGAAAAAAGGUCAACUUGCAUAAUGCGUUAAAGAAUGGAAAAAGAAACAUAUGGAAGAAAAUAAAAACAGCAG